Pelobates cultripes (western spadefoot toad) is the source of this 309-nucleotide messenger RNA. The record is from the annotation of a GenBank genome assembly. Lineage: Eukaryota; Metazoa; Chordata; Amphibia; Anura; Pelobatidae.
AUGGGCUCCGUGGAUACCCAGUGUAACCUAACGAUUUUUGGCCACCCAACCACUAAAAUUAACACGCAGAUGACCCAGAACGGCAAUGGGGAGAAAGACAAAAAAACAAAAACCGGACCGACCCAAACAGAGGGCCAGCAUUCGAGAUAUCUUCCACCAGGCGCAAGGAGGCCGCCGACCUUGAGGAUUUUUCUGACUACUCAGGGGAUUUCUACCCAGAUGACGCCACUAUCAGCCUACCUCCAGAGAGACCCCAACAACUGUCACCAAGCUCAGCGGCAGCAGAACCGGUCACGACAACGCUAUUGA